This is a messenger RNA of Jaculus jaculus (lesser Egyptian jerboa), 3570 nucleotides long. It is a transcript of the gene Map3k11, whose product is annotated as mitogen-activated protein kinase kinase kinase 11. The record is from RefSeq and is a predicted model, not a curated record. Gene Ontology annotation, cellular component: centrosome. Gene Ontology annotation, molecular function: JUN kinase kinase kinase activity; protein binding; ATP binding. NCBI's taxonomy places the organism in Eukaryota, Metazoa, Chordata, Mammalia, Rodentia, Dipodidae. The coding region runs from base 490 to 3030 and encodes 846 amino acids. Gene Ontology annotation, biological process: positive regulation of apoptotic process; protein phosphorylation; microtubule-based process. The transcript is spliced from 10 exons.
GGGAGGAGGAAGAAGGGAACGGGGUCGGAGCCGUCGGGGCCAAAGGCAUUAAGAGCCGGGAAGAGGCAGCUUCGACCCAACUGGGGACACUUCUUUCACCCCCGGUACUUAAAGACCCAACCGGAGUCCAGGCGUUGCCCCUAGCAGGCCCCACCUUAUACUUGGCGGGCGUCGGAACCCGGCUCCUAGGACUACUUCGGGACCAGGGGACGUUCCACCCCUCUAAGACAGCCAUGGUGAGGUGCCGGAGGCCCGAGGGCCCCACCCCUCCAGCUUGACCACACUGCCCUGGGUGCCCUCCUCCCGAAGCCCGAGAUGCGGGGGGCCGGGAGGCUGCACUCCUGGCUCCCCAGAGAGGCGUGGGUCUGGGGCUGAGGACCAGGGCCCGGAUGCCCAGGUGCCAGAACUAGGGCCUCAACACCUAGCGGGGGUGGAGACCACAGGCAUCGGGAGAAGGUUCCCCACACAUUCCUGAGCCGGCUGCCGGCCAUGGAGCCCUUGAAGAACCUCUUCCUCAAGAGCCCUCUGGGGUCAUGGAACAGCAGUGGGGGCAGUGGGAGUGGUGGUGGAGGCCGGCCUGAGGGGACCCCGAAGGCAGCAGCUUAUGCCAACCCUGUGUGGACAGCCCUAUUCGACUAUGAGCCCAAUGGGCAGGACGAGUUGGCGCUGCGGAAGGGCGACCGUGUGGAGGUGCUGUCCCGGGAUGCAGCCAUCUCAGGAGAUGAGGGCUGGUGGGCGGGCCAGGUGGGCGGCCAGGUAGGCAUCUUUCCAUCCAACUAUGUGUCUCGGGGUAGUGGCCCGCCCCCCUGUGAGGUAGCCAGCUUCCAGGAGCUGCGACUGGAGGAGGUGAUUGGCAUUGGUGGCUUCGGCAAGGUCUACCGUGGCAGCUGGAGAGGGGAGCUGGUGGCUGUGAAGGCAGCUCGCCAGGACCCCGAUGAGGACAUCAGUGUGACAGCUGAGAGUGUUCGCCAGGAGGCCCGGCUUUUCGCCAUGCUGGCACAUCCCAACAUCAUUGCCCUCAAAGCUGUGUGCCUGGAAGAGCCAAACCUAUGCCUAGUGAUGGAGUAUGCAGCAGGUGGGCCCCUCAGUCGUGCACUGGCUGGACGGCGUGUGCCCCCCCACGUACUGGUCAACUGGGCAGUGCAGAUUGCUCGUGGGAUGCACUACUUGCACUGUGAAGCCUUGGUGCCUGUCAUCCACCGGGACCUGAAGUCCAACAACAUUCUUCUGCUGCAGCCCAUUGAGGGUGAUGACAUGGAGCAUAAGACCCUGAAGAUUACUGACUUUGGCCUGGCCCGAGAGUGGCACAAAACCACACAAAUGAGUGCUGCAGGCACCUACGCCUGGAUGGCUCCAGAGGUUAUCAAAGCCUCUACCUUCUCUAAGGGCAGCGAUGUCUGGAGCUUUGGGGUACUGCUGUGGGAACUGCUGACUGGAGAGGUGCCCUACCGUGGUAUCGACUGCCUUGCUGUGGCCUAUGGUGUAGCUGUUAACAAGCUCACAUUGCCCAUCCCAUCCACCUGCCCGGAACCCUUCGCACAGCUCAUGGCCGAUUGUUGGGCACAGGACCCCCACCGCAGACCCGACUUUGCCUCCAUCCUGCAACAGUUGGAGGCGCUAGAGGCGCAGGUCCUGCGGGAAAUGCCGCGGGACUCCUUCCAUUCUAUGCAGGAAGGCUGGAAACGCGAGAUCCAGGGCCUCUUCGACGAGCUGCGGGCCAAGGAAAAGGAACUGCUGAGCCGCGAGGAGGAGCUGACGCGCGCGGCCCGCGAGCAGCGGUCUCAGGCCGAGCAGCUGCGACGGCGCGAGCACCUGCUGGCGCAGUGGGAGCUGGAGGUGUUCGAGCGCGAGCUCACGCUGCUGCUGCAGCAGGUGGACCGCGAACGGCCGCACGUGCGCCGCCGCCGCGGCACCUUCAAGCGCAGCAAGCUCCGGGCGCGCGACGGCGGCGAGCGCAUCAGCAUGCCCCUGGAUUUCAAGCACCGCAUCACCGUGCAGGCUUCACCUGGCCUUGAUCGGAGGAGAAACGUCUUCGAGGUUGGGGCUGGGGACUCACCCACAUUCCCUCGGUUCCGAGCUAUCCAGUUGGAACCUGUAGAGCCCAGCCAAGCCUGGGGCCGCCAGUCCCCGCGCCGUCUGGAAGAUUCAAGCAAUGGAGAGCGGCGAGCAUGCUGGGCCUGGGGUCCUAGUUCCCCCAAGCCUGGAGAAGCCCAGAAUGGGAGGAGAAGGUCCCGCAUGGACGAAGCAACGUGGUACCUGGAUUCAGAUGACUCCUCCCCCUUAGGAUCUCCUUCCACACCCCCAACACUCAAUGGUAACCCCCCACGGCCGAGCCCAGAGCCAGAGGAACCACGGAAGCCGAGCCCUGCAGAGCGCGGCAGCAGUUCUGGGACACCCAAGCUGAUCCAGCGUGCACUGCUGCGUGGCACUGCUCUGCUAGCCUCUCUGGGCCUUGGCCGGGACCUACAGCUGCCCGGAGGUCUGGCCCGCGAGCGAGGGGAGCCCCCACCAGCGCCCCCUAUGCCAAUGUCCAUGCCAAGCCCCACGGAGCCACCCUCCACCCCACUCAUCCGACUGUCUCCCACAACACCUGAUGCCCGUAGUCCACCCACCCCUGCACCCCUAUUACUGGACCUGAGUGUACCCUCCGGCCAACCAUCAGCCAAGAGCCCUCGGCGGGAGGAGACACGUGGAAGAACUGUCUCACCCCCACCAGGAAUAUCACGCUCUGCUCCUGGCACCCCUGGCACCCCUCGCUCACCACCUUUGGGCCUCAUCAGCCGACCUCGGCCCUCACCCCUUCGCAGCCGCAUAGACCCCUGGAGCUUCGUGUCAGCUGGGCCACGGCCUUCACCCCUGCCCUCGCCACAGCCUGCGCCCCGUCGGGCACCCUGGACCUUGUUCCCAGACUCAGAUCCGUUCUGGGACUCUCCAACUGCCAACCCUUUCCGGACAGGCCCCCAGGACUGCAGGGCACAGACCAAAGACAUGGGUGCCCAGGCCCCAUGGGCCCCAGAGGCAGGGCCUUGAAUGGGCUGGCGCAGGCCAUGCCCUCAUGCUCCAGCUGCCUUAGAGGAACUACAGCGUACACUGGAAUGGGAGCCAGGCAGUCCUCUGUAGCUGUCCUGGUUUCCCCCAGGGAUCCCACUCUCCCCCCCCCUUGGGGAUCAGGAACACUACACUGCACAGGAUGCCUUCACACUGGAUGGGGGGGCUGUACCCCCCACACCUGCAACUUGUAGGUCCUUCUGACAUACCUGCCCCACUGGGGCCUGACACUGUACCCAGCUGGUUGGGAGGACCAGAGCUUGUCUCAGGGAAUUGCCCCCAGAGGUGGCACAGGGAGGAGGGGAAGUGCAGGGGGGAAGGGCUAGCCUUAGCUGUCACCAGCACUUUUGUUCAAGUCCUGUUACUGUGCCCCCUGCCCCAAGACUUAGUUCCUGAGCCCCUGCCCUGGGGGUCGUCAGGGGUCAGGGAUUUCUGGGUGCCUUUCUGCUGCCCCAGCCAGGGUUGGGACCCUGGACUGGAGAUCCAAUGAAGCCAAAUAAACUCGGAAGCUGUCUCCCCAAA